AUGUUGUUCCGAUCUAUAUGCGGCAGGAGCUUCCCAAUCCCCAGGUUUAACCGCGUACAAGGCGUGUUCCAGAAGCGCAGCUACGAGUUCGACCGGCGGGAUCGGAAGAUCGCCUUCCUGGAAAGUGGGGCCGUGUCCCGCGCUUCCUUGGGGGACUUUGUGAAGGGACCCGUGCGGACGGCGCCGAAGCUCUACGUGCAGGUGCGGAAGGUGUUGGACAAGGAGGACAAGCCGCUGCCGGAGGGCGCGGUAGUGCCUGAGGACCCUCCCGAGCUGCGACAUUGGCGCGGGUAUGCAGAAGGAAUCCGUGAGAGGAGCAUGCUGAGGACGUGGCAUUGCAUGAACACCAAGAUCGAGGCCUUCGAAAGCGAGGCCUGA
Molecule: messenger RNA, 378 nt
Organism: Effrenium voratum
Lineage: Eukaryota; Dinophyceae; Suessiales; Symbiodiniaceae
Source: the annotation of a GenBank genome assembly